Tilletiopsis washingtonensis is the source of this 1548-nucleotide messenger RNA. Its product is annotated as Galactokinase. The transcript is spliced from 5 exons. The record is from RefSeq and is a predicted model, not a curated record. Gene Ontology annotation, biological process: carbohydrate phosphorylation; galactose metabolic process. Gene Ontology annotation, molecular function: ATP binding; galactokinase activity. NCBI's taxonomy places the organism in Eukaryota, Fungi, Basidiomycota, Exobasidiomycetes, Entylomatales. Gene Ontology annotation, cellular component: cytoplasm; cytosol. Bases 1 to 1548 code for a protein of 515 amino acids.
AUGACGUCCCACCUGCCCCUCCUCGACGUGGCGAGCAUCUACUCUGCGGCGCGCCAGCCGCGCGAGGCGCAGCGCUGGCACGCCCUCACGCAGCGCUUCGAGGCCGAGUAUGGCGCGCCGCCGCACUUUGUCGCGCGCGCGCCGGGGCGCGUCAACAUCAUCGGCGAGCACAUCGACCACAUGGGCUUCGCCGUGCUGCCCGCCGCGCUGGAGAUGGACAUUCUGAUGCUGGUGCGCGUCACGCGUGCGCCCGACGGCGAGGCGCCGCCGCCGACGCUGCGCGUCGAGCUGCGCAACACGGCGCCGCGCUUCGAGGCGGCCAGCUUCGAGUGCGCCGUGGCAGACCUGCAGGGCGUCGAGCUGCAGCAUGAGGGCGCCGCACGCUGGGCCAACUAUUGGAAGGUCGCGCUCAGGGGCCUGCACCCGCACCUGCCCGCCUCGGUGCUCGACUCCGCCUCGCGGCCCACAAAGCUCGAGGUGCUCGUCGACGGCACGAUUCCGCCCGAGUCGUCGCUCAGCAGCAGUGCGGCCAUGACGGUGUGCAGCAGCAUGGUGGUGCUCGAGGCGUUUGGCGCGCGCGCACUCAUCGGCCGCGAGGAGAUGGCGGAUGUGGCCAUUGAGAGUGAGCGCCUGGUCGGCGUCGCCUCGGGCGGCAUGGACCAAGCGGCGUCCAUCUUCGGCGUGCCAUCGCACGCGCUGCACAUUUCCUUCUUCCCCAAGCUGGCCAUCCGCGCGCUGCGCCUCCCCGACUCGACGCCCAAGCACACCCUGCUCAUUGCCAACACGCUCGUCGUCUCGGACAAGAAGGUCUCGGGCCCCGUGCAGUACAACCUGCGCGUCGUCGAGCUCUGGAUGGCCGCGCGCGUGCUGGCCAAGCAGCUCGGCCUGCCGCGCGACGCGAGCACAAAGACGCUGCGCAAGCUCAUGCACGUGUACUUUGAGAAGCACCCGCUGGAGGAGGACGAGGCCGCGCAAGAGCUGGGCGAAGAGGCGGCGCAGAUCAAGAAGCUCGGCCAGCUGGCAGAGCAACUCCUGCCAAGCCACGACGUGACGCGCGCAGAGGUGGAGCAGCUGACGGGCUUUGAGGGCGAGGCGUUUGAGCAGGAGUUCCUCUCUGCCUUCCCGAUCCGCGCCGACAAGUUCCGCCUGCAAGCGCGCACGCGCCACGUCUUUGCCGAGGCGUAUCGCGUGCACGAGUUUGCCGCGCUGGCCGCGCGCGCACACGAGGGCGUGUACGCGGAGCUGGGCGCGCUGAUGAAUGCCUCGCAGGCGUCGCUGAUGCUCGACUACGAGAACGGCUGCGCCGAGAUUCUCGACGUGGUGCGUCUGGCGCGCGAGGCGGGCGCCGAGGGCUCGCGCGCAACGGGCGCCGGAUGGGGAGGCAGCACGGUGCAUCUGGUGCGCGAGGACCGCGUGGACAAGGUGCUCGAGGCGCUCCGCACGCACUUCUACAAGAAGCGCUGGCCCGAGCUCGGCGAGGAAGAGCUCGAACAGAGCCUCCUCGUCAGCGACCCGGCGUCGGGCGCGGGCCUGAUGCUGCUGGACUGA